AUGCAGAUAAUGCUAACUCACCGCGUCUUUCUUCAUCUUUUCUUUGCAUUUCAGCAUCCAAAUAUGAGGGGAAGCUAUCAACAACAAACUCAAAAUCAGCAACAUCCAAACUAUCCCCGAUAUCAGUGA
Rodentolepis nana is the source of this 129-nucleotide messenger RNA. The record is from the annotation of a GenBank genome assembly. NCBI's taxonomy places the organism in Eukaryota, Metazoa, Platyhelminthes, Cestoda, Cyclophyllidea, Hymenolepididae.